CCUGCAGCUGUGACCCUGGUGGUGGGGACCCACGGGCACUCGGAUCACAUCGGGAACCUCGGGCUGUUUCCCCGGGCGGCUCUGCUGGUGUCGCAUGACUUCUGCCUGCCCGGCGGCCUCUAUCUGCCUCUCGGGCUGUGUGAGGCGCAGCCCUUAGUGCUGAGCUCCGGACUGCAGGUGUGGGCUACGCCGGGCCACGGGGGACAGCGGGACGUGAGCGUCGUGGUGGAGGGCACCGGACUGGGCACCGUGGUGGUGGCUGGCGACGUGUUCGAGCGCCUUGGGGACGAGGACGCCUGGCAGGCCCUGAGCGAAGACCCAGGAGCUCAGCAGCGGAGCCGGGAGAGGAUUCUGCGUGUGGCUGAUGUGGUGGUGCCUGGUCACGGAGACCCCUUCCGGGUGGUCAGGGAAGGAGUGAGGAGUGAGGAGGAUUUGGUAUGUGAAGACAAGGAGGCCGCUUAACUGGACUCGCACCGGGAACUCACCUUCAGCGAGGAACUGGAGUCCAGGAGACCCUGAGGACAGUGAGCAAGCCAGGAGGCAACUUCCAAACAAGAUGGAAUGACUGACGUCAGCCACCUCUGUCACUGUCUGUAACCUAAGUAGACAACCAACGAGGGACUGGCUCAGCCCUGCAUCCUCUGUGAGCCUCAGUAAAAUGUAGAAAGGUUUUUUUUUCCCCAGAAAAAAAAAUGUUUUUAAUUAAAAUAUUUGUUUGGGAUGUGUGUGUGUUCCCGUGAAGGACUGAAGGCAAUUUGGAGGAGUCGGUUUUCUCUACCCUGUGGGUCCCCAGGAUUAAGUUCAGGUUGUCAGGCUUGGUGGCAGGCACCUUUACAGUAUGAGACAUCUUGAUGAAUAUUCUUAAGAUCUUAAAAAAAAAAAAAAGGACUGGAAGACAUACAUACUGACCUGAUGCAAAUGCAAAAUACUGAUAGCAAUCGUUGGGAUUGUAACCAGAGGCUGCAAGAGAAGGACAUUGUGGCCAAUGACUUGUUUCUCCCAGGAUGCACGCUUGUGAGAAGGUGUCAGACACAGAUAUGACAUGACCCCUUAGUCACCUGACUACUUUUUUUUUUUUUUUUUUUAAGACAGGCUCAUGUAUUCCAGUCUGGCUUCGAAGCUGAGGCUGGCCUCGAACUCCUGAUUCUCCAGCCUCCACCUCCCAAAUACUGGGAUUACGGAGUUACAGGUUUGUGCAUUCCCACCUGACUUUAGUUCAUCCACUUAUUCAUUGAAUUCACCCAGUGGAUAACUAUUUAACACCUAUAAUGUCUCAAGCAUAGGUCAAGUGAUACUCCUACAGUGAGCAAAUGGCAGAUUCCCUGCCUCAACAGAAGUCACAUUCCAUUCAGGAGACUGAUGAGUAACCAUAAUAGUAGUAGCAACUAAAUAAUUGUAGGUUGUGGUUUGCAAUAUACAUGCAGGAUAAGGAUAGGACAGAGAGCAGGGCUGGGAGAGGCUGCUUGAUGUUGAGAGGUCAGGAAAAGCCUCUGAACGAUGUUGCUUCUUUAUUUUUAAAUUCAUUAUUUUGCAUGGUAUGUAUGCACAAAGCCAAGCUAUGGUUUAUACUUGGAUGUCAGGACAAGUUGCAAGAAUUGUAUCUCUCCUUCAACCAUGUAGGUUCUGAGGGUCAAACUCAGGUCACCAGGCUUGGUAGCAAGCACCUUUACCAUCUGAGUCAUGUCUGUGGCCCCUGGUUUUUGUUCUGUUUUAGAUUAGGGUCUUUUGUAACCCAGGCUGGCCUCGAACUUGCCAUGUAGCUGAGUAUGACCUGAAGGCAAGAGUGCCUCUACCUUCACAGUGCAGAUGAGUACUGCCAAGCAUAGCUUGUUUCUUUUGUUUUUGAGAACACCUUGCUGGGUAGCCCAGGCUCACCUAGAAUUCAAGAUGUAACCCUAGCUGCCCUCAAAAUUCUCAGUCCUUUUGUCUCAUCCUCCUGGUUGCUUUGGUUACAGGGGAGAGCCACCACAUCCAGUUUGUGGGAAGGUGCUUUGAAAGUUCAGGAUAAAGAAGACCCCCUCAGCAGACAAAAUAAGGCCUAGGAUAUAGGGUGGCUAGCUGGUUCAGCAACUCUGUUCCAGGAAAAGGCUAGCCAUAAAAAGUUAGAUUAGAAUCUUACAAUCUUAAGGAAUAAGGAGGGAGUUUUCCCUUGUGUUUUCCCUUGGGACCCUUCACUGGUAUUCUUGGUAUUUUGGGUUGGGGUUUCUUUCCUCACUGGUAUUCGUGGUAUUUUGGGUUGUGGUUUCUUUCUUUAAAAACCCCUAUUCCCAGCCAUUCGGGGUGGAAACUCCUCUUCCCCUGCGUGGGAUAUGAGUCUCAGCCCCAGCGCGCUGGCUCCUGUCAAUAAACCUCGUGCGAUUGCAGCAA
Cricetulus griseus (Chinese hamster) is the source of this 2367-nucleotide messenger RNA. NCBI's taxonomy places the organism in Eukaryota, Metazoa, Chordata, Mammalia, Rodentia, Cricetidae. The record is from RefSeq and is a predicted model, not a curated record.